AUGGCCAAAUUCAAAACCGAUAACUACCACGAUGAGUUUGAUAUGGCUUCACGCGCAUAUACAGUGCCAAAGUUUCAACUCCAUUUUGACAAGAUCAAGACCAAGGACCCUCGUAUUACUGUCUAUCUGGAAGAGAUAAGAGUAGAGAGAUGGAGUCGUGCAUUUUUUCCUGAAUGGUUUCAUGAUAGAAGAGAAAAAGCUUCUAACCACACAGAACAUUUAUCUCAAUAUUAUGAAAAGUACUUAUGUGAACAAGCCGAGAAGGCCAGAUUCUACACCGUUAAUCCGCUUAACAGAUUCGAGUUUCAUGUGAAUGACGGUCAACAUGAUUUUCAAGUUGAUCUCCAAACUCGAACUUGUACUUGUAGGGUAUUUGAUCUAUCUGGUCUUCCUUGUAAACAUGCCCUUGCUGUUGCCCGUUCUCGGAAAACUAUUCCAUAUGAGUACUGCUCAAGGUUUAUCACAACUAAAGCGUGGUGUAUGGCAUAUGUAGAUACAUGUUAUCCAGUUUGCGAUGAAGGUUCUUGGGAUAUUCCAGAAAAUAUCAAGGAACGAGUUUGUCUAAAACCCCCCAUCAAGGUUAAGAAGGGUAGGCCAACAACAAAGCGUAGGCCAUCACAAGGUGAGCCUCGUAAGGAACAGAGACGGUGCAACUCAUGUGGCGGUCGAGGCCAUAACAGGGCAACAUGCAAAGCAGUGAUGUCUGCACCAUAUACUUCAAGACAACAAGUGUCACAACCUUCACAACCGUCACAAUUGGCACAACCUUCACAAUCUUCAUCUUUGCCACAUUCUCUAGACAAUAUUUCUUUUGGUUAA
Impatiens glandulifera is the source of this 819-nucleotide messenger RNA. RefSeq lists its product as uncharacterized. The record is from RefSeq and is a predicted model, not a curated record. Lineage: Eukaryota; Viridiplantae; Streptophyta; Magnoliopsida; Ericales; Balsaminaceae. The transcript is spliced from 3 exons. Gene Ontology annotation, molecular function: zinc ion binding. Bases 1 to 819 code for a protein of 272 amino acids.